This is a messenger RNA of Nerophis lumbriciformis (worm pipefish), 1902 nucleotides long. RefSeq names its product integral membrane protein 2A-like. The record is from RefSeq and is a predicted model, not a curated record. Gene Ontology annotation, molecular function: amyloid-beta binding. Gene Ontology annotation, cellular component: Golgi apparatus; extracellular exosome; plasma membrane. Lineage: Eukaryota; Metazoa; Chordata; Actinopteri; Syngnathiformes; Syngnathidae. Gene Ontology annotation, biological process: negative regulation of amyloid precursor protein biosynthetic process.
AGUGGUCGCUAAACCGAGGCUGCAAAGUGCGUCACAACGACGAGCUUGCAGAUCAUACUGAGCCGGAUAGUGCAGCGCGCAGACAUCGACGCUUCCUUUUCUUUUCUACGUUUGGAAAUAAAACCAUUUUCUUUGCGGAAAAAUGGUGAAGAUUGCUUUUAACCCGGCGUUGGCGCAGAAAGCUCUCGGAAAGGAGCCUGUCGCGGUGAAGGACCCGGAGCUGGGUGCAGCUCCAAUAGGCAUCGCAGGUUCCACAGGUCGCUGCUUGGUAACACUGCUGGGCAUCGCCUUCAUCCUUAGUGGACUCAUCGUGGGGGGAGCUUGUCUCUAUCGUUAUUUCACCCCCAAGAGGCUGUAUCAUGGCGCUAUGCAGUUCAGUGACGUGUCUGCUGGGGGCGAUGUCGAGAGCCGGCCAUACUAUCUCCCAAGGGUGGAGGAGGAGGUGGAGAUUUCGGACAGCAUGGCCGUCAUCAGCGUCCCUCCGCCCCGCUUCAGGGCCGGAGACCCCGCCUACAUCCUCCACGACUUCAACAGGAAGCUGACCGCGUACCUGGACCUGACUCUGAGGACCUGCUUUGUGAUUCCACUGAACACAUCAGUGGUGCUGCCCCCACAGGAUCUCAUCGACCUCUUCUCACAGUUGAUGUCUGGCUCGUACCGCAGCUACCUGGUGCACGAGGACCUGGUGGUGACCGAGCGCAUCGACGACAUCAAACCUCUGGGCUUCUACAUUCGCCGGCUGUGCAACGGCAAGGACACCUACAAGAUGGAGCGCCGUGCCAGCCUCCCAGGUGGAGGCAUCCAUAAGCGCUCCGCAGAAGAGUGUUUCACCAUCCAUCACUUUGAAAACAAGUUCGUGACCGAGACCCAGAUCUGCAAGGCUUGAAGGGAAAAAGUGUCUUUGAGUGUGACGGGCGUGCGAGCAAGGGGGAGAGAGUUGGCAUAGGAAGUAAGUGGAGGAGGAAACAACGUUGAGCCGAGACUUCUGUUUUUAUUUGCAUUCCCCUGCUUCAUCCCCCAGUGACUUGUGGAUUUCAGUUCUAGCCUCCUCUGCUACGUUCUCUUCAACCCGUAUUGGUCUUAGCUCUCAAGUAUUAGUCUCGUGCUAACAAACGGCAUCCUCCUGUUAGCUGGGGAUUUACUUAGGUUUCAUUUCCUCUGUUGUGUUGCUGUACUUUUCCUGCAGACUCAACUCAUCGUUAUGCAUCUGGUAUUCAACAUCUGACAUUACAGCAGUGUGUGUGUGUGUACACGUGUUAUUUCCAGCAGCUUUGCAAACUUACAAGGAGAUGUACAGAAUUCUACUAUGUGUUCUAUUCUUAUGUUAUACUACAAUAGCACAAAUCACCGUGGAAAUGUCAGUUGCUGUUGUACGCUGUCCUUUCCUGGAAGUCUGCUGUAUGAUGUGUUUCUAAUGAUGUCAUACCUGAUGAAGUAUAGCUCCCUCUAGGACUAGUGCUUGUGUUCAACCUCCUUUGUGUCCAAAUGCUCACUUAAAAAGUGUGAUAUUGUUUUCUUUUAGUCAGAUAAUUUGAACUAUCGUGUCCCCGCAGUCCUCACAAGGCGUAAUAAAUAAGUUUAUGUAUAUUCAGUAUUACCUGUAUGCAGGGCCGCCCCUCCCUAAACGCAGAUAACCAACUGCGCAUAGGGCCCCGCGAUCCGUGCGGGCGUGAGUGAGAAAGCUCAUGUGAGAUGUCAGGUAAUGCCUGACAAACAUUCCGAGCCCCAUCCUGCUCCGUCACUGGUGAGAGUAUGUUGGCAAAUGACCCCAGAUAAUCUCAUCGGCCCCGGUGGUGCACAGAGUUUGAAGUGCUGGGCUGGUAGACAGGGGAACUGGGAUUGAAUCCUGAGACAUGUCAAGAAGCUGUUUUAAUCAUGUUAUAUUUUGCACUUAAAAAGAAA